AUGACCCUGCUUUCCGAGCAAGUGGGAGAAGCCCAUGCCGACAUCCCCUUUGCUCCUCUGGAAUCGAAUACUUACCGACCAACCCAUCCACCAACAUACCUCCUACCCAUCUCCCACCUGCUCCGCAUACCUCGACGACGCCGACGCCUGCCCCGUGCCGUCUUCACUGCCCGCCCGAACCCGAGCAGAGAGGCCGGGACGCAGCGUCUAGACCUCGGCCGCUUUCCUCGUGCAGGGGACGCUGGACCGAAGGCUCACCCGAGCCGGCCCUCUCAACCAACUCCUGGAGCGACGACGAAAAAAACAGCGGGCGAGAGUAAACGACAUCAAGGAACAAAGCAGCGCUUGCAGCGACACCGACCUGCUGCUGCGCCUUUCGGCUCCACAUCCCUCCGCUCCGCGCCGCCUUGGCUCUUGGCUCCCAACCCCAAGGUCGGGGUAAUAACCGUCAUCGUGCGCUCGUCGUCCCUCGACCGACCGACCUCUUUCCUCGUCAGCCCGAGACGGCCCUUUCCCCUCUCUCCUGUCGACUCGCCGCCGCUCGUCCGCCUCCCUCGUCCGCCCGUUCAAAGUCUUGGGACCUCGCAUCGCCGUUGCUGCCGCACCAGCCUCGUCGGCCGCCGCCGUCGUCGUCCGCCGUCGUCGUCCGUCGUCGUCGUCGUCGUCGUCGUCGUCGACCUCGACCCUCCUCCUGCAAGGCCGUCCCGCUAUCGUGAGGGGGUGGGCCGCAUCCAGCGACGACCGAUCUCAUCGCCCGACGUCUCCAUCGACAGGCCGAUACUACCUGUCUACGCCGACCGAUCCUGUGCCGAGUGCUGCGGCGACGACGGUGCUCCCGCAGGACAAGGGGUGCUCGUCGGGAGCUCUGAACCUGAACCAUGGGGCGCCAUCGAGGUUCUCCUCUCCUUCAUGUCCCAGUUUUCCGCUGGCCACAAGACCCCAUCCCCGUCCCCUACAUCAUCGCCGCCCAACGAGUCGACCGGCGCGCACCUCAAGCCCGCUUCCCGCUCGACCGUGACGACAGAUCCCUUCCUCGACACAUACGUCCGCCGACCCGUCACGCCUCCCGAGCUCUCGGACUAUGGCACGCCGCUGAACGGCUCGCCCCGGAACAUCUCUCCCCACCAGCAGCGCCAGCGCAGCGCUUCGAGGCCCUCCUCCAGGCCCUUGUCCAUCUUCAACGCCUACCAGCCGCCCGUCAUGGACAUCAACGAGGACACCAUCCCCGAGCUGCUGCCCGUCUACUCCCUCCUCAACAGCCACUCCAACAAGCUCUACCAGGAGGGCUACUUCCUCAAGCUCGACGACCAGAAUACGCAGGGCAAGCCCAAUGCCGACCGCACCUGGACCGAGUGCUUUGCCCAGCUCGUCGGCACCGUCCUGUCGCUCUGGGAUGCCGCCGAGCUCGACGCCGCCGGCGAGGACGGCGAGGUGCUGCCCAAGUUCAUCAACCUGACCGACGCUUCCAUCAAGAUGAUCGAGUCCCUACCCACGCGCUCCGGCGAUGAGCAGCCGUUGCAGAACAUCCUCAGCAUCUCCACCGCCGGAAGAAACCGGUACCUGCUGCACUUCAACUCCCACCACUCGCUCAUCCAGUGGACCGCCGGCAUCCGCCUCGCCAUGUACGAGCACUCGACCCUGCAGGAGGCCUACACCGGCGCCCUCAUCGCCGGCAAGGGCAAGAUGCUCAACAACAUCAACGUCGUCAUGGAGCGCUCCCGCUUCAAGACGGAGGAAUGGGUCCGCGUCCGGUUCGGCGCCGGCGUGCCCUGGAGGCGCUGCUGGUGCGUCAUCAGCCCGCCCGACGAGAAGGAGUACGCCAAGCUCCAGAAGGAGGUCAAGAAGCGAUCGGCCUACGACCGCUCCGCCAUGCCCAUCCUCAAGGGCGACAUCAAGUUUUACGACACGCGCAAGGACGGCAAGAAGCAGAAAAAGGCGCAGCCCAUCGCCACCAUCACCGACGCCUACUCGGCCUACGCCAUAUACCCGCAGGCCAAGUCCCUCGUCGACGCCUCGACCCUCCUCAAGAUCGAGGGUCACGUCACCGUCCACUCGAGCCCGCCCUCGGCCACCGAGGGCUUCAUCUUCAUCAUGCCCGAAGUCCGGCCCAUGGUCACCGGCUUCGAGAUGCUCCUCCGCUUCCUCUUCCCCACCUGGGACACGUUUGGCCUCUACGGCCGGCCGGGUAGGCUCGUCGCCAGCGUGCUCGACCCCCGCUCGCUCAUGUUCGCCAUGCCCAAGCACAAAAAGUACGGCUACCUCGAGCUGCUCGACGUCUCGACCCUCAUCAUGGACGACUCGAGCUCCUCCUGGGCCGAGAGGGAAUGGCGCAAGAAGCUCAAGGAGGCCACCGGCACGAGGAUGAACGCCGUCGAGGACGGCACCGGGCCCGACGCCGCCGCCGCCGCCGACGCCGUCUCGGGCAGCAGCCCCGGCGGCAAGCCAAAGGUCGGCUUUGCCGAGGAUCACGCGCGCAUCCGCACCUCGCGCUCCUUCUCCCUCAACGAAGCCGGGAGGAUGGGGACCGCCCCCCCGGACCAGCGCGGGGGCAUGCAGCUCUCGGUGGCCGCCCACGCCCAGCACGGCCGCAACCUGUCGGAAUCCAACGUCGGCGGCCCCCAGCCGCCGCGCAACGACUACGGCCCCCCCAUGGUUCCCUACCAGACGUCGCCGCAGAGGAUGCCGGUGCCGGUCAGGGGAGGGCCCCCGGCCGAGACGGGCAGCUCGGACGACGAGCCGGGCAGGUCGCCCAUGCCGCCGGAGAUGGGCGACCUCGAGGGCAUGCCCACGCCGGAGCCCGUGUCGCGCCCGCCCGCCUUCAGCCACGGAUCCCAGGCCCACCCCGCAGGCAAGGCGUACCACUCUCCGGAGCUCCGUCGCGCCAACAGCCGGCUUUCCAGCACGACGCUGGCCCAGCUGGCCAAGGCGGGCGGGAUAGCCAACCCCGGCGACCUGUCGCCGAGAAGGGAUGGUGACGCUUUGAACGCCCACGGCCACGACCGGCCCGGCAGGCUACCGGUCCCGCUCGGCGUCCCGAACCAGAGAGCCCGAUCGCCCAUGGACUACGGCUCGAAGCCACCGUACGCGCACGACGCGAACGAACCGCCGCGCCCGCACACGUCCGACGGCCGUCGCGCCCCGCAUCCUCCAGGACAGAAACCCAACUUUCACCCGGAUCAGCUCCCCCCCGGCGCCGCCGGACGGGGCGCCCCGAUGCCGCCCCAGGGUCAGGGCCGAGGGCGUCCGCCGAACCAGCGACCGCCGCCCGGCCACCCGCCGCUGCAUCAUGAUCCGUACCGAGGCCAGCCACCAGCUGGGCCAGGCCCGCGACCGUUUCCUGGACCUCAGGGCAGGGGACGCCCUCCGCCGAACCCGGCCCACCCGCAACGGAAGCCGGUCCCCGGCGGCCAUCAGAGCAUGACGUCCGACGACGUCAUCGACCAUUACUCGUCCGAUCCGCACCGCGGCCCUCCUCCGGCGCAGGGACGACAGCCGCCACCUGGCCAUUAUCCCCAGGACGACCGGCACCCGACCGACGGCCGCCCGUCCGUCGAACGACCGCGUGCCGGGGCCCUGAAGACGGUGGGUGGCGGGGAGCAUCCGACGCAGAACGCCGAUUACGACUUUCCCGAGGUCAACUUUGGCCCGACCAUCAACUACGGAGCGGCGCCGGUGCCUCGCAGGAAGGUUCCCCCGUCGGCGAAUGCGCCCGGCCCAGAUCAGCCACAAAGGCAGCCGAGCCCGGGAAGACAGGGCGCCGACGACGGCGGGAAGCGGACCAUGGCCUGGCAACCGGCCGGCUCCCACGCCGGAUCGGGAGCCCACGGCCUCACGGCGGAGCAGUACGUGCAGCAGCGGGCCGCGGCGUCUGGGCAGCAGGCGAUGCACGGCGUCCCCGGAGGCGCCGGGCCGAGGGCACACAACCUUCAGGCGCCCUACCAGGGGGGACAGUCACCGCAGCGACGAGGGAACGGUUACUAG
This is a messenger RNA of Drechmeria coniospora, 3981 nucleotides long. RefSeq names its product PH domain protein. Bases 1 to 3981 code for a protein of 1326 amino acids. The record is from RefSeq and is a predicted model, not a curated record. The transcript is spliced from 7 exons. Lineage: Eukaryota; Fungi; Ascomycota; Sordariomycetes; Hypocreales; Ophiocordycipitaceae.